Molecule: messenger RNA, 2715 nt
Organism: Striga hermonthica
Lineage: Eukaryota; Viridiplantae; Streptophyta; Magnoliopsida; Lamiales; Orobanchaceae
Source: the annotation of a GenBank genome assembly
AUGGCGUCGACGGAGCAAUUGAUGGGCGGCGGCGGGCCGAAGUACGUGCAAAUGCCGGCGGAGUCGUCAUCGCCGCCGUCGGAGUUGACGCCGAUGAUUUCGACGUUCCUCUCGUUUGAUCAGCCGAACAAUCCGCACGACGAGUCGAAUCGGAUUUUCGACGAGUUGCCCCGAGCUUCGAUUAUUCAAGUUUCGCGGCCGGACGCCGGAGAUAUUAGCCCCGUACAACUGACUUACACGAUCGAAUUUCAAUACAAAGAGUUCAAGUGGCAGUUAGUGAAGAAAGCUUCUCAAGUUUUCUAUUUGCACUUUGCUCUGAAGAAGCGAAAAUUUAUUGAGGAGAUGCAUGAGAAGCAAGAGCAGGUCAAAGACUGGCUUCAGAAUUUAGGAUUAGGAGACCAUGCACCAGUUAUGCAGGAUGAUGAAGAGCCUGAUGAUGAGACUGUUCCUUUACGAAACGACGAUAUCCUUAGAAAGAGAGAUGUUCCGUCUAGUGCCGCUCUCCCAGUUAUUCGGCCGGCACUUGGAAGGCAGCAUUCUAUGUCUGAUCGAGCAAAAGGAGCAAUGCAGGAAUACUUAAAUCAUUUUCUGAGCAAUAUAGAUAUUGUGAAUUCCCAAGAGGUGUGCAAGUUUUUGGAAGUUUCCAAGUUAUCUUUCUCCCCAGAGUAUGGCCCUAAGCUUAAGGAAGACUACAUUUUGGUGAAGCAUUUACCAAUGAUUUUGGAUAGUGCCGAAAACGGGAAGUGCUGUUCAUGUCAAUGGUUCUGCUGUUGCAGAGAUAAUUGGCAAAAGGUCUGGGCUGUCCUAAAACCUGGAUUCUUGGCCUUUCUUAAGGACCCUUUUGAACCCAAGCCUUUAGACAUCAUUGUUUUUGAUGUUCUACCAGCCUCAGAUGGAAAUGGAGAAGGCCGUGUAUCUUUGGCAAAAGAAGUUAGCGAUCACAAUCCAUUGCGUCAUUAUUUCAGGGUGACCUGUGGAACUAGAAGCAUAAAACUUAGAACCAAAAGCACUGCGAAAGUAAAAGAUUGGGUAGCCGCAAUCAAUGAUGCUGGUCUUCGACCGCCUGAAGGUUGGUGUCAUCCACAUCGAUUUGGCUCUUUUGCCCCUCCUCGGGGUCUGAUUGAGGACAGUAGUCAAGCUCAGUGGUUUGUAGAUGGUCGCGCCGCAUUUGAAGCUAUUGCUUUGGCCAUUGAGGAAGCAAAAUCAGAGAUAUUCAUAUGUGGGUGGUGGUUGUGCCCAGAGCUAUAUCUACGGCGUCCAUUCAAUUUUCAUUCAUCUUCCCGGCUUGAUUUCUUACUGGAAUCUAAAGCCAAGCAAGGCAUUCAGGUAGUAUAUAUUCUUCUAUACAAAGAGGUUUCUUUAGCUCUCAAAAUAAAUAGUGUACACAGCAAGAGAAAGCUUCUGGGCAUUCAUGAGAACAUCAGAGUACUUAGAUAUCCAGACCAUUUUUCCACUGGAGUCUAUCUAUGGUAUGCUUUUCAUCAUUGUUAUGUUUUAGUUAUGAUAAAUGGAUUGUCUUCCCAUGUGAUGCAGUCCAGCUCGGAAGUUCCAAAUAAGGAAUGGUGGGAAAUUCAGGAAAGAGGGGGUCAAGUUGUUCCUGCUGAUGAGAUUGGACAGGUCGGCCCGCGAGUGUCAUGUCGCUGUCAGAUUAUUAGGAGUGUCAGCCAGUGGUCAGCUGGUACAAGCCAGAUUGAAGAAAGUAUUCACAAUGCAUACUGUUCACUUAUUGACAGAGCAGACCAUUAUGUCUACAUUGAGAAUCAAUUCUUCAUUUCUGGUCUAUCGGGUGAUGAAAUUAUUCAAAAUCGUGUUUUAGAGGCAUUGUAUAGGCGUAUAGUGCGUGCUGUCGAUGAAAAGAAGUGUUUCAGGGUUAUUAUUGUCAUACCUCUCCUACCCGGUUUCCAGGGUGGAGUGGACGAUUCUGGUGCUGCUUCUGUGAGAGCUAUUAUGCAUUGGCAAUAUCGAACAAUAUGCAGAGGAAAUAGUUCAAUACUGCAUAACCUCUAUAACCUUGUUGGCCCUAGAAUGUAUGAUUAUAUAUCUUUUUAUGGUCUGAGAGCUUAUGGAAAACUUUUUAACGACGGACCUGUUGCCACUAGUCAGGUUUACGUUCAUAGCAAGAUCAUGAUUGUUGAUGAUCACACAACAUUGAUUAGCUCCGCAAAUAUUAACGACCGAAGUUUGCUUGGAUCUAGAGAUUCUGAGAUUGGAGUACUUAUCGAGGACAAAGAAUUUGUUGACUCGUGGAUUGGGGGGAAGUCUUGGAGAGCCGGAAGAUUUGCGUUGAGUCUUCGCCUUUCUCUGUGGUCUGAGCACAUUGGUCUUCAUGCUGGAGAGGUUGAUCAAAUAAGAGACCCUGUGGCUGAUUCAACUUACAAGGAUAUAUGGAUGGCAACUGCAAAGACAAAUACGAUGAUCUACCAAGACGUCUUCUCCUGUAUACCCAACGAUCUGAUACACACAAGGGCUUCAUUACGACAAUCCAUGAGCUUUUGGAGGGAAAAAAUCGGGCAUACGACCACGGAUUUAGGAAUAGCUCCCGAAAAGUUAGAAACCUUCCAAAAUGGAGACAUUACGGGCACAGAUCCUAUGGAGAGGCUGAAAUCCGUGAAGGGACAUCUUGUUUCGUUUCCUUUGGAUUUUAUGUGCAAAGAGGAUUUGAGACCUGUGUUUAACGAGAGUGAAUAUUACGCGUCCCCUCAAGUUUUUCAUUGA